Danio aesculapii is the source of this 1395-nucleotide messenger RNA. It is a transcript of the gene timd4, whose product is annotated as T cell immunoglobulin and mucin domain containing 4. The coding region runs from base 98 to 877 and encodes 259 amino acids. The transcript is spliced from 7 exons. NCBI's taxonomy places the organism in Eukaryota, Metazoa, Chordata, Actinopteri, Cypriniformes, Danionidae. The record is from RefSeq and is a predicted model, not a curated record.
GAGAACACAGUUGCUCAUUCACAUGCCCUCCUCUGCUUCACCCUGGUGCUGGCCAGCGCAAGGCAGUGUCGCCUGAACACCACAGCGGCCGGUCACAAUGAUUACUCCUCCCCGGUUAACUGCACUGCGCUGGAUCCUCCUGCUCACUGUUUCAGCUGGCGGUUCCCCCAUAUUGGCGUUUCACGUGACGGAGGGAAGCACAGUGAUUUUAUCAUGUCAUUAUUCUGUGAAGCAUCACGGUCUGAGCCACGUCUGCUGGGGUAGAGACUGUGGGACUUUCUGGUGUAACGACAUCAUUGUUCAGACCGACGAGUACGGCGUGAUCUCCAAAGUCUCGGACAGGUACCGGCUCAUCGGGGACGUGUUGUUGGGACAGAUGGACUUGGGGAUCCAGAAGAUACAGAAGUCAGACAGUGGGCCCUACUGCUGCAGAGUGGACAUAGAGGGCUUCUUCAAUGAUAAGAAGAUGUCCUACACAUUACAAGUCAUGAAAGCCCCAACAACUGUGGCUCCAACAACUACGACACAAAUUUCAACAGAACCAAUGGAAACACAAACAGCAUCUCUAUCAGAUCCGUCCAGAGGAGAAGACUCAUCACUCAAUGACAUUUCCUGGCAGAACGAAACUCAUGUGCAUUCAGGGGCAAUGAUGGAGGAGCCGAUCUCUAGGAUCAUGCUGCAGAUUAACAUCCCGGUGUUGUCUCUGUCUCUCAGUCUGCUUCUGCUUCUUUUGGGUGCUUUGGCCCUUUUGACCUUCAAACGUGGCUUUUAUGGGAAGGCAUUAGACAGUGGGUGUUUCUCAAAGGAGCCCAGACACAUUAUUUAUGAAAUACGAACAAGAAGACCAGUGGAGGAGAACAUCUACACCCUGGAGUAGAAACAAAACACGACUGAUUCUCAACUUAAGCCCCAAAAAUGGAAAUGUUCUCACUAUUUACACACCCUCAAGUAUUUCCAAACCUUUACGAGUUUCUUCCUUCUGUUGAAUGCAAAUGUAGAUAUUUAGAGGAAUACUGAAAACCUAUAACCACCAAACUUCCAUAGUAGGAAAAACAAAUACUAUGGAAAUCGAUGGUUAUCAUUUCUCAGCUUUCUUCAUAAUAUAUUAUUUUGCGUUUAACAGAAAAGUAAAGGGAGAUUAAAUGAGGGCAUUUUUAUUUUUAGGGUGAACUAUCCCACAGACAUAUUCUGCAAGUCUUCAUUAUUAUUCAUAACAAUAUGAGUGCAACUGGGGAAUCUCUUAUUUGCAUAUAAAAUACACAUAUUUAAGUAAUAUAAUGACGGAUGUUACAUUUUUGUCUGAAGCAUAUCUUAAAAUAUGUAAACUCAUGGAAAGUUGUACAAAUUGAAGAACAUAUAUAUCCUACACCUUAAAAAUAAAACUGGAAUAUUGGC